UUCUGCUAAAAUAAUUUUAAAAAGUCAGUCUGUUGUGCCCGGUGUUUUCCCGCCGGGUUUCGAGGGGGCGCUCUGACGGCACGUCUGUGUUAAAAAGACGUCACCAAAGAAGAAACAUUGGCAGCGGCGCUUCAGAUUUUGAAUGGCGGCGUCUUCAUCCUCCUCAUCAGCAGGAGGUGUGAGUGGCAGCUCAGUAACCGGAUCAGGCUUCAGUGCUUCUGAGCUGAUCCCACCCAGGAAAGUUCUGUACACUUAUCCUAAAGGAGCCGGUGAGAUGAUGGAGGAUGGAUCUGAUAGGUUUUUGUGUGAGUCUGUGUUCAGCUAUCAAGUUGCAUCCACACUGAAGCAGGUUAAACAUGAUCAGCAGGUUUCCAGGAUGGAGCGUCUAGCUGGGCUGGUGGAGCAAUUGGAGGCAGAUGAGUGGAAAUAUAAACCCAUCGAGCAGCUCCUGGGAUUCACAACUUCGUAACUGCUGUAGGCAGACAUACUCGCAUGCUCACACAUAGCUAAACAUUUUUUUUGUGUGUAUUUUUGUUAUUGUGAAUUACUAUUUUAAAUGACAUUGUAGAUACAGUGUUUUGCACUAAUGUAAUAAGCGUGAAUAUUUCAAUCAUGCAUUUGGUUUGUAAAUUUGCAUUUUGUUUUAGGUAAAGCCUCAAUUGUGCAAAUGUCUUAGCUGAAUAAAUGUUAAAUAAAACUUUUUUUUUUUUAAAGCAAA
Paramisgurnus dabryanus is the source of this 718-nucleotide messenger RNA. The record is from RefSeq and is a predicted model, not a curated record. NCBI's taxonomy places the organism in Eukaryota, Metazoa, Chordata, Actinopteri, Cypriniformes, Cobitidae.